Molecule: messenger RNA, 2568 nt
Organism: Anguilla rostrata (American eel)
Lineage: Eukaryota; Metazoa; Chordata; Actinopteri; Anguilliformes; Anguillidae
Product: thread biopolymer filament subunit gamma-like
Exons: 10
Coding region: 738-2480 (580 amino acids)
Biological process (GO): intermediate filament organization
Cellular component (GO): plasma membrane; cytoplasm; intermediate filament
Molecular function (GO): structural constituent of cytoskeleton
Source: RefSeq, a predicted model, not a curated record
UCCUUUCUAUAUAAAUACAGUUCACAGUUUAGGCAUUUACAGACACUUUCAGAGAGUGACUUAGACAGAUUAGCUAUAUUCUUUGCACAUGCAAUCCAUUUAUACAGCUAGAUAUUUACUGAAAUAAUACAGGAUAUGUACCUUGCUCAAUCAAAUCUACAACCUUGGCGUUACAAGGCUAUUUACCUAACCAUUAUGCUUCACUGCACAAAUUGCAAUGUGUAUCUUGAAUAGAGACGCAGGACUGAAGCUGGACUCAAUUUCAUGUUCUCCAUCCUCAAUCCAGAUGUGCGUGCAAUUAGAAGACAUGAAUGAUCUUUUUUGUUUACAGUCAAACAGUCUGUCUGUACAGAAGCCAUUAGGUAGUCCCAAAUUCUUUAGUGUGUGUUAAUUAAAGUACAAAAAUGGGGCCUUUCCACAUAACUGCAAUUUGAUAUUGGGAAUUUUCCUUCCUGCACUUUUGCAUGUUACAAAGAUCCAAGAUGAUUCUGUGGUUACACAACAGCCCCUGCGGUGACUUCUUUUUUGACAGAGCUCAAUAAAACACACAGACCCUGCCUUUGAGUGAGUUUUAAAUGGCUUUGCCUCAGGGAACACAAGAUACAGGGCUGCUAGACAAGGCACAACCCACUUUUUGUCCUCUCCCUCUCUCCAAACUCUAUAUAAAGCCAGAGCUCCAGACGUAAAGCUUACACUUGGCUCCCUGUGCUAGCUGUGUUGACGGUCAUCUUCAGAACAUGUCCAUGUCCAUGUCUAUGUCCUCCUCCAACAUGUCGAUGCUUGGAGGUUCUAGCUUUUCUGAUGGCCUUGGCCUGGCCAGAGGAGGCGGGGCCAGGAUUGGCCUGGGUCUCGGGUCCGGGGCUGGCAUUGGGAUGGGGCUUGGAUUGGCAGGAGGUAGGCUGGGCAUGGGAGUAGGCGGCUUGGGUAUGGGAGCCGGUGCCGGGAUGGGUCUCGGAGCUGGGGCAGGGGCCGGGCUUGGUCUCGGAGUUGGGCUGGGGGCCGGGCUUGGUCUCGGAGGAGGGCUGGGGGCCGGGAUGUUAAUGGGCGGCGGCAUGGGCGGCGGCAUGGGCGGCGGCAUGGGCGGCGGCCUGGGCGCUGGCGGCGGAGGUGUACUGGUACCCAGCGCCGCCUUCUCCAUGGGGCGCACCAUCGCUGCGGGGGGCCUGAGCGCCGGAUCGGCCCUGAUCGCAAAGCCCGAGGUGAUCCCCCUGAUGCGCGCUGUCCUUUCGCGGGCCGACGAGAAGAGCGUUCUCUCCGGGCUGAACGACCGCUUCUCCCUGUACAUGGCCAAAGUGAAGGGGCUGCAGCAGGAGAACGCCACCCUGGAGGCCAAGCUGUCCCAAUUGACUGGAGGGGCAGACAUGGACCCAGAGAUGUCAAGCGUCACCACCGUGGAGUAUGAGGCCCAACUGGCCGAAUACCGCAACACGCUGGAGACUCUUACCCUCGAUACCGUCAAGCUGGAAAUUGACCUGGACAACAUCCGCGCCACAGCCAGUGAACUCAAAGCCAAGUAUGAUUUUGAGCAGGGGGUGAAGGCCCAGCUGGAAGCUGACAUCGUAUCUAUGAAAAAGGACAUCGAGACGGCCUCCGACCUGCGAAUUGACCUGGGUGCGAAACAGUCCAGCCUGAAGAACGAGCUAGACUAUGUCACCAAGACUCAGAUGGAGGAGCUGGCAAACCUGCAUUCCAAGUUGGGCCCCAGAAGCACAGACACGUCCGUGGCAAUGAUUGAGGUGGACACAGGCAAGUCCUUCGACAUUUCGAGCGCGCUCAGCAAGUUAAGGACGGAGUAUGAGAAAACUGUCCAGCAGCACAGAGAGGAAGCCGACGCCUACUACAAACUCAAGAUGGAUGAGAUCCAGACAGCCACCGAGAAGAACACAGAGGUCAUGUCCACCACCAAGGACGAGAUCAUUGUCUGCAGGAAGGAGUUGCAGGCCCUGCAGCUGGAGCUGCAGAGCCUGAUAAGUGUAAACAUAAGUCUAGAGCAGAAUCUAGCUGAGGCUCAGGCCAUUUCCAGCACAGUCGUGACAGACUGCCAGAGCCAGAUCGCCGGCCUGGAGUCCGCUAUUGAGAUGGCCAAGGCUGAACUCCAGAAGCAGACUGUGUCCUACAGGGAGCUGCUAGACAUCAAGCUAGCCCUGGACAUUGAGAUCUCCACCUACAGGAAGUUGCUGGAAGCAGAUGACCUCAGCAUCUCUGUCCAGUCUGGCCCCGAGACCUCAGCAUUCCUCUUUUCAAGCCCCCCUGACACCUUCUCCCAUUUCAAAUCGGCUCCUGCGGACAUCACAUCCUCCCCCGAACCCUCCCUCCCUUCUAUGGAGUUUGAGCCGCCUGAAAAAGCACAGGAAGAGGAACCGCCUGCCAAAGAGAGUUCCCUCCCAGACAAAGAUGCAGCAGCUGAUACCCAGGAAUCAGGCCCAGAGGAACAAACAGGGUCAACCACACAUUCUGAAGCUGACGACUCUGAGUCCUAACCAUCAGAUCUCCAUGUGGGUAACUGAAGAUCUGGAACAACCAGUAUCCCACUUUCAAUCAAAUAAAUUCUCCUGUUUGAACAAGAAA